AUGGCAUCCACCUCCACCACCACCCACAACCUCACCACGUACCUCCGGUCCCUGGUGCAGGCCAAACAGUCAACACUCUGCGUCAGCGCAGACGUGACUUCCGCCACCGAAAUGCUCAAGCUAGCCGACACCGUCGGCCCCAGCACCGUCGUCUUCAAAACCCACGCAGACAUGCAUGCAGGCUGGAACUCCGACCCGGAGCGCGGUACGGGCGCACAGCUCGCAUCACUUGCACGCCGCCACCGUUUCUUGAUCUUCGAGGAUCGAAAGUUCGCCGACAUUGGCUUCACCGUGCAGCAACAGUACACGGCCGGUGACUAUCGCAUAUGUGACUGGGCGCACAUCGUCAACGCCCAUGUGCUGCCCGGUCCCGACAUGAUACGUGCGCUGGCCCUGGAAGCGGCUGACUGGAAGGACGACCACAACCGCGAGCCGCAGCGGCGGUCCGGGCCCGGCGAUGCCAAAACACCACUUCACGAUAUCCCAGAGCCGCCCCAAGACCGCGCUUUGCUGCUCCUGGCGCAAAUGACCUCGGUCGGCAACCUGCUGGACGCGGAUUACACCGCAGCGUGCGUGGCCAUGGCGCGGCAGCAGCUCGACUUCGUCAUGGGCUUCAUCGCGCUCAAUCCACUAAACUCAGAACCCGAUGACGACUUCGUCGUGAUGACGCCUGGCUGCGCGCUGUCGCCGGAAGAGUCGCUGGACGGGUCCGAGUUCGCGGGCGGCGAUCCGCUGGGCCAGCAGUACGUCACGCCGCAGGAGCUGAUGCGGCGAGGGUGCGAUAUUAUUAUUGUUGGGCUGGGCAUCUGCAACGCGGCGGACCCGGCGGCCAAGGCGGAGCAGUAUCGGCAGGUGGCGUGGAAGGCGUAUCAGGAGCGGCUGGGCAAGUCAGAGGAGCGAUCGUCGUAG
Messenger RNA from Lasiodiplodia theobromae, 909 nucleotides. Its product is annotated as Orotidine 5 -phosphate decarboxylase. Gene Ontology annotation, cellular component: cytosol. The transcript has a single exon. NCBI's taxonomy places the organism in Eukaryota, Fungi, Ascomycota, Dothideomycetes, Botryosphaeriales, Botryosphaeriaceae. Gene Ontology annotation, molecular function: orotidine-5'-phosphate decarboxylase activity. The coding region runs from base 1 to 909 and encodes 302 amino acids. Gene Ontology annotation, biological process: 'de novo' pyrimidine nucleobase biosynthetic process; 'de novo' UMP biosynthetic process. The record is from RefSeq and is a predicted model, not a curated record.